Molecule: messenger RNA, 603 nt
Organism: Psylliodes chrysocephalus
Lineage: Eukaryota; Metazoa; Arthropoda; Insecta; Coleoptera; Chrysomelidae
Source: the annotation of a GenBank genome assembly
AUGAAAGAAAAAAGAGAAAGAAAUAAGGCAAAACAUCCUAUAAGAGCUCCUUGUAAGGCAACAGAUAUAUUAAAUGAGAGAGAAGAAAAGUCAGACAAACAUUUCUCACCACCACCCUCUGGAAACAGUUUUAAUGCACCUCAAACACCAAGCCAAAUAGAGAGUGAAAUAGAAGAAGUUGUAUUCACAGAGAGUACUUUAGAGAUUACUCAGAAAAAUACAAGCUCGGAGAGGACAAAAGAAAGUGAAGAGAAAUCCGAAGAUUUACAUGGGUUUUUAGAAAUAUUUAAGCAAACACAUGUAUCCAUGGAUAAUUUAAUAGAUGAUGGGCUUCGUCUAGCUUUGGGUCUUUACGGGGCACCCAAAGAUGUGCGAACGAGCGAUAAACCGGCGAUUGAGCUUGUUCAAAGCUAUCAAGGAAAAAUGUAUGCUGAAGCCACCAAUUCUAAAAAAGUCGAUCUUGAACGCAUAAUACCGACUGCCAAUCUGUUAACCGAGCAUAUCAAGCGUGUCUAUUUCCAAGUACAGGCUUGGUAUGGUUUACAAGGUCAAGACGAGACCUUAGAUCCAUUGGAGAGGGGGUGGGAAUUAGUGGAUGGAUAG